Molecule: messenger RNA, 2847 nt
Organism: Paramecium pentaurelia
Lineage: Eukaryota; Ciliophora; Oligohymenophorea; Peniculida; Parameciidae
Source: the annotation of a GenBank genome assembly
AUGAAGGAAAGCAAACUUACAGAAUUCUACUUUGAGGAUGAUACCAAGUCUAGAUAAUUACCUCAACCAAUUGAUCAUAUUAACAAAAGUUACUCUUUAGAAAAUGAUAUGGUUUUAGGAUGGGUUCCUACAUAAUAACAGGAAGAGAUGAUAAAUGUAUAGUUCUAUAAUGAAUUGAAUGAUCAUCUAAUUGAGUUUUACAAUUAAAAUGACCCAAAUAAGAUAGUUUAUUUAGGUUAUAGGCCAAAUGAAGCAAUGCAAUUUCAUAAAUAAUUCUCAACAUAAUCUAAUUAUAAAAUCAAAAAUACUAAAAAUUAUAAAGUCAAAUAAUCUCAAAAUUAAUAGUUAUUUGUAGGAAUGAAUCCAAAUUUUGAAUACGAAAUAAAAUUUAAUUCAUAAUUUGAAAGUGGGAACUUAGAUCUAGCAAUUUAGAAAUCUGAAUUAGAAUAUGAUUUAUACAUGAGAGUUGAUACAAAUACUAAAGGUCAUACACUUUGGUAUUACUUUGAAGUUACAGGUUUGAAAAAUAUUGAAUCAAUUAAAUUUAACAUUUGUAAUUUUCGUAAAAAAAGGUGUUUAUAUGAACGCGGAAUGAAACCUUAUAUUUAAAGAGAUUCUUAAGAUUGGUAAUAAGAGGGAGAAAAUGUGAAAUAUGGGGCAUAUAAAUGUUAAUUUAAAGAAAUUUAAAAAUAAUAUUAUUGUCUGACAUUUACUAUUAUGAAUAAAAAAAAGGAUGAUAAAAUAAGGAUAGCCUAUUGCAUUCCAUACACAUUUAGUAAAUUAAAUAAUUUUUUAAAAUCCUUAAAUUCUUAGUAUAUGGAAUAAUCAUUUUUUUGUUACUCUUUAAGUGGAGUGUAAAUUCCUAAAUUAACAUUCUCUAAAGGAAAUAUUUUAAAGAAAAAAAUAGUUGUAAUAUAAGCACGAAUUCAUCCUGGAGAAUCAAAUUCAUCAUGGGUUAUGUAGGGUUUGUUAGAGUAUUUGAGUUCAAGUCAAGCAGACAAAUUAUUAGAUUAGUAAGUAAUAAAAUAAUUAUAAGAUUAAUUUUUGUGAUAGUCCCUAUGAUGAAUGUUGAUGGAGUAAUAUUUGGUAAUUAUAGGACAGGUUGUGCAGGGAGAGACUUGAAUAGAUAAUUUAGAGAUAGUUGUAAGAAAUUAUAUCCAACAGUUAAUGCAAUGAAAUAAUUGAUAUCUGAUUUGUAUUAAGUAUAUGGAGAUCAAAUUGUUGGUUUUAUAGAUAUUCAUGGACACUCAGGUAUCAUAUUUCCAUUUUAUUAGAGCCAAAAAGAAUGCAUUUCUUUAUGGACCCGAAUUUCAAUUGUGGAAUUGCAAUUAUUAUAAAUCAAGAUUAUUUGCUAAAAUUUUAUCUCUCAAAACUCAAAUUUUUCGUUAUUAUUCAUGUCUAUUUAGAAUAAAUAGAUGUAAAGUCAAUACUGCAAGAGCUGUCUUUUGUGAGAAAUAUGAUUUUGUUAAUUGCUUUACAUUAGAAGUAUCUAACAGUAGUUAUUAUUAUGAAUAAAAUACAGAGAAUUUCACUGAAUAGAAAUGGAUUUAGUUUGGGUAAAUAUUUGGAGAAUCAUUUAAUGAUUUUAUAAUUCAUUUUUAAGAAAUAGAUACUUUAUUUUGUGAUUUUAAGGAUAAGAAAGUUUGUAAAUAAACAAAAAAAAAAUUUAAUAAUCAAAUAAAUGAAGAAAAAUAAUUGAAUCUUUAGAGGAUUUGUUAAAAUUCAAAAUAUUCUGAAUUAUUUGAUGAAAUGAAAAAUGAUUAACCAAAUUUAUCAUUUUCAGAGGGAGAGUCUGAUAGUGAAAGGGAAUCUGAUGAUUUGGAUGAUGAAAUUUUGAAUAAUGUAAUUUUGACUUCAAAUAAAUAAAAAAAAAUUAAAAAAUCUAAAAAAUCUUUAAAAGUAAAUGAUUAUAAAAAACAAUCUAUAAGGAGUGAAAAUAAUUCAGCAAUACACAAUCAUACAGUGUUUUUAAGUAAAAAAUAAUUUUUAGAAGAUCAACCAAAUAAUAUCUUUCAAUAAACUUAAAAUUAAAACAUUUAUAGGAGAACAAGUUAUAAAUAAUAUAAAUAAGAUGAUAGAAUUAAAGAUAAUUAAACUUUUACUUUAACAAGCAAAAAUUCAAUGGAAUCUAGUAAUAUAAAAACAUUUAGAGCAUCAUAUAUUAGUGGAUUUUAACCAAAAAUUGAAUAAAUGAGUACUCAGAAUAGAAAUAAAUCUCCUAUCAAAUUAAAAACAUUAAUACAUGAAGCUAAAUUGAGAGGGUAAUCUGAAUUGAAUUGUGAAAUUAAUGAAGAAAAUAUGGCUGAUUAAAUUUUUGAACCUUAUAUAAAAAGACCAUAGUUGAAUUAAACAAAUAAUAAAAAUAUUAAAUUUGGAAAUGUCUGCUCUCCUACUAAAGAUUUCGUUUUUUUAAAUGAAUUAAAUACAAAAAUAAUGUAAAAUACUCAUUUUCCUACAGAUUAAGGUUGUACUUAUAAUGUUACUGCUAUCUAUCAUGGAAUAAAUAAACAUUAAAAAAAACCCAAUAAUUAUAAGUUUAAUAAAAUGCAAAAAUUUUAGAAAACAUAAAAUCCCUCAAUUAAUUUAAGAAAUACUUUAUAAGUAUAAAAAUUAGGAACAACAGAAGAUUCUUUUGGAAUUAUAAUAAAACCUAAGCUUUUUUCAUCACCAUAGAUUGAUGAAGCAUUAGGUUAAACAGAACAAUCUAAAAGUGCAAUGAAUUAAUAUUAGAAUUCUUCAAUAAGUUAAAAACCAUAAAAACAAUUGGUUCCAUCUUCAUUUUAUUCAAUUAAAAAACAUUGGACCAACACAAGAGGUAUUCAAUAAUACCUUAAUUUUAAUAAUUGA